UGACCGUCGCCCAGGUUGUGUCGGAAGCAUCCUGGUGUUAGCAGUUUGCUAGGCGCUGACAAAAAUUAUAAAGUGAAAUGUAAAAAAUUUUCAUAAUGGACGAAUAUAUUAGUUGGUGACUACUGGUGACAAAGAAGACAAGGAACUACCCAAACUGGCCUUUUCCAACAUGGUCAGUUCGCUGGUAGUUGAAGAGGCCAGUUAACACUGCUAACAAAACACCAGCGGUUAGCUAACGUUCAAACUUUGACGGACAAAUGCAGUCAUUUGCUAGUUAGCUGCUACCGCUACCCUGCCAAUUUACUACCACACCAGCUGGCUAGGUAACACGUCUUGUUAUUAUACGGUAGUUAGCGUUGAAGCUGUUUACACACCGACUAUAACGCGUUGUUUUGACCAGUCGCUUAUAUAACCGAAGGUUUAACGUUAUUACCAAUUAACGUCAGCUAACUUAUGAAUAAUGACUAGUUAUUUAGCUAAUGCUAACAUUAGCAACUUAAACUGUUAGUUAAAUUUCAACUGCAGAUAACACAUACAGUUACUCAGACUACGUAAUUAAUACCGACGAUCAUUGACACAGUAACGGGAAAAAACAACAUCUUCUAAGUAGCAGGAAUAUGAAUCUUCUUUCUGAUUGAUUUCGACCUAUCACAUGAGAUAAAUAAUGCCAAACACCAGGAUGCCAAACGAGUGGGGAUUAAGGUUUGGGCAACAGCAUUGUCUGGAAUACAGCUGUCCGCUCAUUUUGAUAAUCCUUGUCUCCUUCACAAUGCAGCCACAGUAGAUUGUUUUAACUGCUGAGUGUAAAACGCAAAAUCUCGUAAAUAAGAAAACACCAGACAAACCAAUUUCAUCGCAAAGUCUGUAGUCCACUUUUCUUUAAAAUAUGUCUGGGGACGCAUCUGAUAGUAGUGAAGACUCUGAUGGAAAAACAAAUGAAAGGGCCUGUACUGUCAAGCACCAAAUCACCAAUGCUAACUUCACAGGUCACACUGAAAGAGUCGGCAUGGAGAACUUUGAGCUGCUGAAGGUCUUGGGCACUGGAGCUUACGGGAAAGUGUUUUUGGUCAGGAAGAACAGCGGCCAUGAUGUGAGCCAGCUCUAUGCUAUGAAGGUGUUAAAGAAAGCAGCUAUCGUUCAGAAGGCAAAGACAACAGAACAUACUCGCACUGAGAGACAAGUCCUGGAGCACAUCCGCCAGUCUCCCUUCCUGGUUACUCUUCACUAUGCCUUUCAGACUCAGAGCAAACUACAUCUCAUCCUGGACUACGUGAGCGGUGGGGAGAUGUUCACUCAUUUGUACCAGCGGGAUCACUUUCCAGAAGAGGCAGUACGGAUUUAUAUUGGAGAAAUAAUUCUGGCUCUAGAACACUUGCACAAGCUUGGGAUUGUGUACCGAGACAUCAAAUUGGAAAACAUUCUUCUAGACAGUGAUGGCCAUGUGGUAUUGACAGAUUUUGGGCUCAGCAAAGAGUUUCUGGAAGAAGAUAAGGGGAGGACCUACUCUUUCUGUGGCACCAUUGAGUACAUGGCUCCUGAAAUCAUCAGAGGGAAAUCAGGACAUGGCAAGUCAGUAGAUUGGUGGAGUCUUGGGAUCCUGAUGUUUGAGUUGCUGACAGGUGCGUCUCCUUUUACCCUGGAGGGAGAGAGGAACUCCCAAAGCGAGGUGUCAAAACGUAUUUUGCGCUGUGACCCGCCGUUUCCCUCUAUGAUUGGACCCAUUGCUCAGGAUCUGCUGAAAAAGUUGUUGGUGAAAGAUCCCCACAAGAGGCUGGGAUCUGGACCGCGGGGGGCUGAAGAUAUCAAGGCACAUCCUUUCUUCAAGGGACUGAACUGGGAUGACUUGGCACAAAAGAAGGUUGCAAGUCCAUUCAAGCCAGAGCUGAAGAGCGAACUCGAUGUGGGGAACUUUGCAGAGGAAUUCACUGGGAUGGAUCCUGUUUAUUCUCCAGCCAGCACACCCCCGAGCACAGAUCGUCUGUUCCAGGGCUAUUCUUUCAUUGCACCCUCCAUCUUGUUCAAUAAGAACGCAGUCAUGGGAGACUUUGUUGAAACCCAAAUUGGUGCUGACCGACCAGCUUCUGCUUCUGUCCAACGCAGCGCAAUGUUACAGGAAUCCCAGUUUUUUCAGCACUAUGAGCUGUGUUUUCAAGGACCACCUCUAGGCGAGGGUAGUUUCUCUGUGUGCAGGAAAUGCAAACACAAGCAAACUGGCCAUGAGUACGCCGUCAAGAUCGUCAGCCGUAGAAUGGAGGCAAACACUCAUAGAGAGAUUGCUGCCUUGAGGCAGUGUGAGUCUCACCCCAACAUCGUCAAGCUGUAUGACAUCUUUACUGAUCAGUAUCACACAUAUUUAGUGAUGGAGCUUCUGCGAGGUGGGGAGUUGUUGGAAAGGAUCAAGAGGAAGAAACUGUUUGGCGAGGCAGAGGCCAGUCAGCUGUUACAGAGCCUGGUCUCAGCUGUCAGCUUCAUGCACGAGGCUGGAGUCGUACACAGAGACCUCAAACCAGAGAACGUGCUGUUUGCAGAUGAGGGGGAGGACUCUGUGCUGAAAGUAAUAGAUUUUGGAUUUGCUCGCCUGUGCCCUGCAGGCAGUGCCCCCCUGCAGACUCCCUGCUUCACGCUGCAGUAUGCUGCACCAGAGCUUUUCGAGAGUGCAGGAUAUGAUAAAGCCUGUGACCUCUGGAGUCUCGGGGUCAUCCUGUACACCAUGCUCUCAGGCCAGGUGCCAUUUCAGAGUGAGCAGCGUGGAAUGACCUCAUCAUAUGCUGCUGACAUCAUGCAAAAAAUAAAAGAGGGGGAUUUCUCAUUGGAUGGGGAGCCCUGGAAGGGUGUGUCAGAGGAUGCCAAAGAGCUUGUUAAAGGCCUGCUAACAGUGGAUCCAGAGAGCCGUCUCAAACUCUCUGAUCUGAAAGAGAACAGCUGGCUUCAGGGUGGAGCAUCCAUGUCCACCACUCCUUUGUGCACGCCAGAUGUGCUCGAGUCCAGUGGGCCCACUGUCCGCACUUAUGUCAAUGCUACCUACAAGGCUUUCAACCGAGGUAAGCGAGAAGGCUUCUUUCUGAAAAGUGUCGACAAUGCUCCCCUUGCGAAACGACGAAAGAUGAAGAUGACCAGCACAGGAGUAGAGACCCGAUGGAGUUCAUCCUCUUCUUCUUCGUCUUCUUCCACUUCCUCCACUGCCUCUGCAACAGCAUCCAAAACACAGCCAAAGCAAGCCGUGAUCCCAAAGCAGAGCUAGCCUGGCAACAGAACAGGGAGAAAGUGUUACGUGCUUGUACGGUAGCACAACGUCCUCCAGCAGUCAGUUAAAAAAAGCAAAAGCAUACUGACAAAUGAGAACACUGUUUUCACUUCAUGUAAAAUAUAAUUCCACUUUAA
Pundamilia nyererei is the source of this 3381-nucleotide messenger RNA. It is a transcript of the gene rps6ka4, whose product is annotated as ribosomal protein S6 kinase, polypeptide 4. Gene Ontology annotation, biological process: intracellular signal transduction; protein phosphorylation. Gene Ontology annotation, molecular function: ATP binding; magnesium ion binding; protein serine/threonine kinase activity. The transcript is spliced from 18 exons. NCBI's taxonomy places the organism in Eukaryota, Metazoa, Chordata, Actinopteri, Cichliformes, Cichlidae. The record is from RefSeq and is a predicted model, not a curated record. The coding region runs from base 887 to 3241 and encodes 784 amino acids.